CAGGCGGAUAAAGCAGCUGCGACAAUCAACCAGUUUGUGAACAAAACAACGCGAGGCAAGAUCCCAACUGUGGUGACAGAGAGCGACGUGGCACCGACACUGAUGGCGUUGGUCAACGCCGUCUACUUCAAAGGUUUCUGGUUGAAUCAAUUCAACCUAACCCAAACAACCAAGCAGAAGUUCUUCACCACCCCGAGCCAACACAGCCUUGUUGACAUGAUGACCCAACUUGGAAAAUUCAGAUUUGGAGCCUCGAGUGAGCUGGGAGCGAAAGUGUUAGAGAUGCCGUACAAGGGGAAGGCGGCGUCCAUGUUGGUGUUGCUGCCAGACAACACCCCCAGCGGCGCCCCUGGCAAGUCCGCCACGCCCCUGGACGCCAUGCUGCGGCGCCUCUCCCACGACACCCUCCGCCACGCCCUCACCAACCUGGAAGAGGUGGAAGUAGAACUUCACUUCCCAAGGUUCAAACUGGAACAGACAAUCACUGAGGAACUUAAGGCGGCACUAGAAGCUCUGGGGAUCGAAGACCUGUUCUCGAGCCGCAGUGAUCUCACCAACUAUGUCCGGGGCACCAACCUGAGUGUGAACACCGUCAUCCACAAGGCCGUGGUGGAGGUGAACGAGGAAGGCUCCGAGGCUGCUGCUUCCACAGUCAUCGUCUUCAGAGGUGGCCCUGGACCCAGAGUGUUCAGAUGUGACCGACCCUUCGUCUUCUUCAUCAGGGACAACCACACUAACACCAUACUCUUCAUGGGUGUCUACAGGAAGCCCUAACACCAUACUCUUCAUGGGUGUCUACAGGAAGCCCUAACACCAUACUCUUCAUGGGCGUCUACAGGAAGCCCUAACACCAUACUCUUCAUGGGCUCAUGGGCGUCUACAGGAAGCCCUAACUCCAUACUCUUCAUAGUUGUCUACAGGAAGCCCUAACACUAUACUCUUCAUGGGCGUCUACAGGAAGCCCUAACACCAUACUCUUCAUGGUUGUCUACAGGAAGCCCUUGCACCAUACUCUUCAUGGGCGUCUACAGGAAGCCCUAACACCAUACUCUUCAUGGGCGUCUACAGGAAGCCCUAACACCAUACUCUUCAUGGGCGUCUACAGGAAGCCCUUGCACCAUACUCUUUCUGGGGGUGUCUACAGGAAGCCCUAACUCGAUACUCUUCCUGGUUGUCUACAGGAAGCCCUAACUCCAGAGACCUUAACUUUGAUGUCAAUGAAUUAUGAACAACUCGCAAACUUAAGUUUCAGACGAGUAUAUGUUGCUUGAAGAAGUGAAGGAUGACGUCUCUUCACAGCAACCGUCAUAGACAACACAUAUAUACACACACACACAUGUAUAUACCUGCCUCACACAUAUUACUCACAUUCACACUCUCGUAGGUGUAUACUUCCUCUUUCUCUCAUAAUACAUAUAUGCACAUGUAUACAUCCUCUCUCUACUACAACACUUUCAAGUGUCAACACUCACUUAUGUGAACUCUAGUUAGUGUAAACACUAGUUGUGACAAACAUUAGUUAGUGUAAACACUAGCUGUGAUAAAAACUAGCUGUGAUAAUCUCUAGUUAGUGUAAACACUAGUUGGUGCAAACACUUGUUGUGAUAAACUCUAGUUAGUGUAAACACUAGCUGUGAUAAACACUAGUUAGUGUAAACAAUAGCUCGAGUAAACACUCGUAUGUGUAACAGUUAACCGGUGAAGAAGUUCAUCUUAGUAAACGUUCACUUAUUGUUGUCCUCGAGUUUCAUGUUAAAUAA
This is a messenger RNA of Procambarus clarkii (red swamp crayfish), 1760 nucleotides long. Lineage: Eukaryota; Metazoa; Arthropoda; Malacostraca; Decapoda; Cambaridae. The record is from RefSeq and is a predicted model, not a curated record.